UUUGUUCCCUGAACGCUUUCCGUAGAGCUCUGGAGGACGGGAAUGAAGAUGGCAGCGUCCCAGUCUCUGGCUGGAGGAGUGGAGAGCUGGGGCCCUGCUCCUCAUUGCGCCCUCAGAGAAAAGCCGUCAGUCCCUCCUGUCUCCCUGGUCUCCAGCUGCGCUCCGAGCUGCCCCUACCUGUGACCGAGUGUCUCUGUCUCUGGCGCACAGCCCGGCCUGGAGUCUCCAAACCCAGCAGAUUCCUGUCACUCUGCUCUUCCAGCAGAGGAAGAUCCCUCGUGAGGACGAAAUCUAGAGGUGGAGGCGAAGGCAGAAAUGGCCGGUUCUCAGGGACAGCUCACAUUCAGGGAUGUGGCCAUAGAAUUCUCCCUGGAGGAGUGGGGAUGCCUGACCCACACUCAGCGGCAACUGUACAGGGAUGUGAUGUUGGAGAACUAUGGACACCUCUGCUUCCUGGGUCUCCUUCUGUCAAAGCCAGACCUGAUCAUGUUUUUGGAGCAGUUCUGGGAUGCAAAGAGAAAGGAGACUGUAGGCUUCCAUCCAGCUGUAUCUUCACAUGACACCCAGAGUUUCCUGCUAAAGCAGAGCAUAGAAGAUUCUUUCCAGACAGUAUCAGUGCACAGAUACAAACAUAGUGCUGUUGAGACUUUGCACUUAUGUACAGACUGGGACAGUGAUGGGGAUUGUGAUGGGCAUCAAAGAAAUCCUGGACGAUACACCCAAACCAAAGCCAUGGUCCUUAAUGAGAAUCUCCGUGUCCCAAAUGGUGAUGGAUAUAAAUUGCUGUGGAAAACCUCCCUCUUUAAGUCAACUGUUUCUGCAGAGCAGUGUGUUUCUGUCAGCAUAAGCUCCAAUCAAAUAUUCAAACAUAGCUACUUGAGGACAGAACAUUUGCAACAUCUGGUAAGUAACCUAGACCAUGCUGAGAAUAAUGAUUUGACCCAUUUGAAAGAUAGGAUUGGCCUCACUUUUCAAUCAGUUAUUUCUGAUCAUCAGAGAUUUAGAAAUGAAGAACAAAGUGCUCCAUGGGAUCCAUACGAGAGGAGCUUCACUGAGGAGUCGACCCUCCAGAAUGAGAAGAGGUUUUCCACUGAAGACAGAAUAGCUCAGUGCACUGAAUUUGCGAAAACAUUGAACCAGGGCUCCAGUGUUCAGAAAUGUAUCAGGGCUAGGUUUGCAGAGAACCAUUAUGAAUGUGAUAAACGUGGGGAAGGCUUUAAUCCAGCCUCUAACCUCAGUAUACAUAAUGGUCACCGUUUGGGAGACAGUCCUCAUAAAUACAAUGAAUGUGGGAAAGCUCAUAACCAGUCCUCCAAUGUUGCUGAUCAUCAGAGAAUACAUGAGGGAAAAAGGCUAUUCCGAUCUAAUAAAGCAGGGACCAUGUUUAGCCAGUUAUCAAGCCUAAAUAUACAUAACAUAGUUCCAAGGGGAAAGGAAGCUUACAGUUUGAAGGAAUGUGGUAAAUCCUUUGACUGCCCCUCAACACUAUCUCAACAUCAGCAAAUGCAUACUGGGGAAAAAAUACACAAAUGUGAAGAAGGUGGUAAAACCUUUAAGGAAUGUCCAUCAGUAAAUGGACAUGGACAAACCUAUACUGGAGAGGAACGAUACCAAUGUCAAGAAUGUGGCAAGACCUUUAACCGCACUUCACAGCUUAUUCAACAUCACAAAAUUCAUACUGGAGAGAAACCUUACCAAUGUGAAAAAUGUGGCAAGAGCUUUAUACAGAGCUCAGCCCUUAUUCGACAUCACAGAAUUCAUACUGGAGAGAAGCCUUACCAAUGUCAAGAAUGUGGCAAGGCCUUUACCUGCCCUUCACAACUUACUCAACAUCGCAGAAUUCAUACUGGAGAGAAGCCUUACCAAUGUCAAGAAUGUGGCAAGGCCUUUACCUGCCCUUCACAACUUACUCAACAUCGCAGAAUUCAUACUGGAGAGAAACCUUACCAAUGUAAAGAAUGUGGCAAGGCCUUUAAUGACAGCUCAACCCUUUUUGAACAUCACAUAAUUCAUACUGGAAAUAAACCUUACCAAUGUCAAGAGUGUGGCAAGGCAUUUGUUUACAGCUCAAGGCUUACACAACAUAACAGAAUUCAUACUGGACAGAAACCUUACCAAUGUCAAGACUGUGGCAAGGCCUUUUACCAGAGCUCACAUCUUAGCGAACAUCACAGGAUUCAUACUGGAGAGAGACCUUACCAAUGUCAAGAAUGUGGUAAGGGCUUUAACAACAGCUCAGCCCUUACUAAGCAUUACAGAACUCAUACUGGAGAGAAACCUUACCAAUGUCAUGAAUGUGGCAAGGCUUUUAACCACAACUCAAGCCUUACUCAACAUCGCAGAAUUCAUACUGGAGAGAAACCCUACCAAUGUCAAGAAUGUGGCAAGGCCUUUUCCCGGAGCUCAAGUCUUAGUGAACAUCACAGAAUUCAUACUGGAGAGAAACCUUACCAAUGUCAAGAAUGUGGUAAGGCCUUUAACGACCGCUCAACCCUUAUUCAGCAUUACAGUAUUCAUACUGGAGAGAAACCUUUCCAGUGUCAAGAAUGUGGCAAGAGGUUUAACGUGAGCUCAGUGCUUACUCGACAUCACAGAAUUCAUACUGGAGAGAAACCUUACCAAUGUAAAGAAUGUGGGAAGGCCUUUAAGCAGAGGUCAAGUCUUACUGAACAUCACAGAAUUCAUACUGGAGAGAAACCUUAUCAAUGUCAACAGUGUGGCAAGGCUUUUAAGCACAGCUCAACCCUUAUUCAGCAUCGCAGAAUUCAUACUGGAGAGAAACCUUACCAAUGUCAAGACUGUGGCAAAGCCUUUAAGUGGUCUUCACUCUUUAAUCAACAUCGCAGAAUUCAUACUGGAGAGAAAACUUAAUGAAAGUCAAGAAUGUGGCAUAGCCUUUUUGUGGCCCUCAGACCUUCCUUGAUCAGAAUUCAUGCUGGAGAGAAACUACAAACACUAAGAAUGUGGCAAGGCUUUAAAGGGACUCAAUCCUCACUAAACAUAAGAAAAUUCAUACUAGAUAGAUAGCUUACCAGUGUACAGAAUGUGAGAAAGGGGGCACCUGGGUGGCUCAGUUGGAUAGGUGGCUGCCUUAGACCGUGUUCCUGAUCCCAGGUUCAAGUGCUGCAAGAAGCCUACUUCUCCCUUUCCAUCUGCCUAUCCCUCCUCCCUACUUGUGCUCUCUCUCCAUCUCUGUCAAAUAAAUACAAUCUUUAAAAAAGAAGAAAGAAUGUGAGAAAAAUCAGUUAAGGAGUGCUUACCCAUUCAUGCACAUCAGAGAAUUCAUUUUGGACAAUAACCUUGCAAAUAUUAUGUGACA
Molecule: messenger RNA, 3319 nt
Organism: Mustela erminea (ermine)
Lineage: Eukaryota; Metazoa; Chordata; Mammalia; Carnivora; Mustelidae
Product: zinc finger protein 345-like
Exons: 5
Coding region: 316-2871 (851 amino acids)
Biological process (GO): regulation of DNA-templated transcription
Source: RefSeq, a predicted model, not a curated record